CGCAUGAUGAGGGAUUUGAAACAACUACCUCUCCAACAAGAGAAGUUGGCGAAUUCAACCACUCAUCUACAACUCAGCAUCUUGUCACAUAUUGGCAGAUGCUUAUUAUUGACCAAGUUUCCCUAGUGGGAUGUAAAGUGUUCAUAACACUCAACUGGUGUUAAAGGGAGAAGCGAGGCGCUCGCAUUAUGUCGGAAAACUCAUGGCAAACUGAGGCACUCACAACAUCAAAGUCAAUAAAGAAGUGAUUAUGGGAGCAUACAGACAAAUAAAGGGCAGUCUUGUUAUAGAAUAAGAGUGCGGUGAGGAAACACUUCUAAGGUUAAGCUACAAAUGCGGACACCAAUUGCUUUUUUUUUAGGCGCUUCCGUUCUAGCCUCCAAUGAUACAUCUCAAGGAAUAAGCUAAGUGUUUUCUAUAUUUACUCGAGUUAUAUUUCUAGUUAUUGUAUGAAUUAAAUUUUGUUGCAUUGCUUAGCAUUUUUGUGAUCCUUUCUUUGUGUAAUUAAUAUGGUAAUGGGGGACAUGAAUUGGGGGACAAAACACCAAAUGAUCUUACGUGAAACUUGACAAGUCAGGGGAUUUUAGUUAGUCGUCCAGUGCAUCACUGGCCGCCUAACUGGGGGACAAUUGGGGGUAACAUGUGCAUGCGCAUUCUAGAUUUUUUCUAAGGAAAACAAAUCUUUAAUUAUGCGCCGAAAAAUGUCAUAACCUUGGUAGGCAUCAUAUGUGCAAUAAAUAGUUUUAUCUCAUUGCUUGAGUUAUAUCACUAACCGUGUUAUGAGUCGCAUUAUGUUACAUUGUUCUUUCUCUCCAUGGUUCUUGCUCCGGGUUCUUAAGCUAUUAUGAUCAUGGGGGACAUGGAUCAACUAGCAGAGUAUAAAGAGGCGCAUGCACGUCAUAUGCCAGAUGUAGAGGCUACAAAAUUUUGACAACAUGAAGACUUCUAGUUAGGCAUCCAGUGUACCACUGAAUACCUAACUGGGGGACAAUUGUUGGGGGUGUAAAUAUGGCUGAGCCCAACCGAAUAGUAAAUAUGGUAUGCAAGACACAUAUGGGCCUGACUCGACUCUACUGUCACUCCAGGAAUUGGCCAAGUGAAACCACUUCCUAAAGCGUAGUAUAGCGGGUUUGGGUUUAAUUAUCAACCCGGGUCCUAGAUGUGAUGACUACUCAGUGAAUUCUUGUUAUCUAGCAAUGAAACUGGCAUGCAAGUCUAAACUAUCAAACUAACAAAGCAAGUAAACUGUUGUAUUCAGGUUAAGAGAGGUCACCCGGAUAUGGUUCCCCCUAGACUGCAGUUAAGCCGAAUUGUAAUUACCAAGUUCAGUUUCUAUGAAGAUUAUACUGCGGAAGGUUCUUAAACAGCCUGAAGUCUCGACUAAAGGUCUUCAGACCCUCUCAAUCUGACUCUCUAGCGGGCGACUAACCUCCACCGGAGUCGACAGAUUGAGGCCCUAAGAACAAAACCUCCACUACCGGAGUAAAUCCGGUACAGAAUAGUGAGUUGGUUCCUCGACUAAAGUCACCAACUCCCUACCUUCAAUCAAGGAUACUCUAUUAACCUAGGCAGAUAUUCUCAUUCUAGGUUAAAGCAGAAACAACAGGAAUUUGAUCAGGAUUCAAGUCAUUCAAUCAUUAAAACCUCAAUCGAAUAUAAUCAAUCACAGAAUCAGUACUUGGGUUCAUACAAUCAAAGCCUAACAUACAAAUCUAGGGUUCUCCAUACCCAGAUGAAUGGGAGAACUACUCCAUGGAGAAGAAAGCAAAAGCAGAAACAGACACGGAAUUCAUACUGCGAAGGACGGAUUCCGGCUCCUGGACGUUGAUUGGCACUUCUCCAAGCUCAAGCUGGCCUCCAAUGGUGUUGAAGAUCAAUCUAGGGCACUUGGGAACUCUUGCUCGUCACUUUCUCUCUCUAGGAACUGAUCUCUCUCUCAAAAACUCGAAUUCCCCUUCUGUUUGGCUGAAAAUCUGCUUAAAAAGGCAUCAGCCAAAGCACGGUCGAGGGCACGGCCGUGUAAUGCCUCAGCCCGCCCGUGCUUUGGCUAGUGUUAAUUACACUAGCAGCAGUGGGGAGAAACACGGUCGUGCUUCGCUUUGGACACGGCCGUGUAAUGCUUGAACACGCCCGUGCUUUGUUUUGGCCCUGCCCGUGUAAUCAGCUCAGCUCUCGGCAUAAAAAGCACGGCCACCAGAACACGGCCGUGUAAUGAUUUAGGUGUGCCCGUGUUUUGGCUCCAGCUCACCGAAAUGACUUCCGAAUGCCCCGAAACUCGCGCUUAGCCUUCCCUUCGACACCUGGGACCUGAAACAUGACAAAAUAGCACAACCCGGCGUAAAAUAGGCCAUAACACACGAAUAUGCCCCUCAAACGGAUAAGAACUAGGGGCGCAAACAUGUGCAAUUACAUCGUUAUCAAACUCCCCCACACUUAACCGUUUGCUUGUCCCCAAGCAAACCUAACUCAAACCAAUGCAACUCUCCAGACCUCUACAGCAACAAACAACCCAGAUCUUAGGCAGAGGACUUCCUAGAUCAUUUAGCAACUUACGAGGUCAACCGACGCACAAGUCAUCUCAUAGCUUCUUCGGCGAGUCGGCAUCAUGGCAAACAGUGAACAGAGGACAAAUGAAUUGUGGAUGAAGAGAUUCUCAAAAACAAAAGAUCAUGGACUCA
Molecule: messenger RNA, 2678 nt
Organism: Linum trigynum
Lineage: Eukaryota; Viridiplantae; Streptophyta; Magnoliopsida; Malpighiales; Linaceae
Source: the annotation of a GenBank genome assembly